Anarrhichthys ocellatus (wolf-eel) is the source of this 5504-nucleotide messenger RNA. RefSeq names its product WASP homolog associated with actin, golgi membranes and microtubules (gene whamm). Gene Ontology annotation, cellular component: endoplasmic reticulum-Golgi intermediate compartment membrane; cytoplasm. The transcript is spliced from 11 exons. The coding region runs from base 66 to 2402 and encodes 778 amino acids. Gene Ontology annotation, molecular function: actin binding; Arp2/3 complex binding. NCBI's taxonomy places the organism in Eukaryota, Metazoa, Chordata, Actinopteri, Perciformes, Anarhichadidae. The record is from RefSeq and is a predicted model, not a curated record. Gene Ontology annotation, biological process: Arp2/3 complex-mediated actin nucleation; endoplasmic reticulum to Golgi vesicle-mediated transport.
AUGGCGGACGUUGUAAACAGAGCCAGCAGCUUCUCGGAGGCCAAAGUGAAAGACUUCUUUUCAAGAUGAACAACGUAGAAAUCGAGCGGAUGGACAGUCUGGAGGGCUGGGUAGCCGUUAAAACUAACAUAUUUGAAGAAGCCGAGACGUUUAAGCUGGGCUUCAUCGUCCAGUGGAACGUCAUCGAGUGCAAGUUCGCUGUCACCUGCCACAACAGGACGCUACAGCGGCAGAAACGCAAAGCCGAAGUGGCUCCUGGCGACCCUCAGAUGAGCUGGGCUGGACUCUUUUCCGUGUGCGAAUUGAGACACAUCCACCAGCAGUUUAAAUGCGUGGCAGACAUCUUGGUAACGUGUUUCCCGGAUCUGUCAGAGUUCGAAGACAGCAACAUUUGGGACUUGCUCUUCCUGAAUCGGAGGUUCGGUCCCGAAGACGAUGAGGAGAGGGACUUUGACUCGCCCUGUCGGAAACUCGAGAAAUACUUCAGCACAGCCAUCGACAUCUGCGGACGGAAAAUUGUGCUCGAGACGUUGUUCGCGCAGGAUGAGCGAGAUGUCGAUGAGUACUUUGAGAACCUACAGGAGUUCAAGAUGAAGACCAUGCAGGAGGAGAUGUCGAGGGCGAAGGGCCUCGUGCGACAGCUUCUGCAGAGUCAUGGCAGAGCAGACCGAAUGGUCGCGCUGCUCAGCAUCUACGAGGAAGAGGACGAGGCCUACCAGGACCUGGCCACCGUGGCCACCACCUUCUUCCAGUACCUGCUGCAGCCUUUCAGGGACAUGAGAGAGCUGGCCUGCCUCUACAAGAUGGAGAUCCUGAAGUCUCUGGAGUUUGAGGACUUGGGUCCUAAGAGAAUUGCAGCUCUGGAGAAGGAGGCGGAGGAGUGGAGAACGAAAGCAGAAGAUGCAGUCGCCUCAAUUCAGGACAUCACUGUCACCUACUUUGCACAGACUUCAAAGGCUCUGGCUGGUAUGUUAAAGCAGAUGGAGGAGGAUAAGUGCCGUUUUGGUGUUGCUGCCUGGGCGUCUGCAGCUCCCAGACUGGAGAAACUGCGCUUCCUUUUGGCCAAAGAAACGCUGCAGCAUAUGAGAGCUGCAGAGAUGUGCCUCAACCGCAAGAAAGACGGCAUCAGACAAAGGUUGGGCAGCCUGUCUGGCAGAGUCAAGAGCCACAGAUCUGAUUCCAGGUCUGAGUCUGAGGACGACCAGCAGCAGGACACUGUGGACCAGCUGGAGCUGAAAUUCUAUGAAACCCAACUUGAGCUGUACGACACCAAGUUUGAGAUCCUGAAGAAUGAGGAGCAGCUGCUGGUGGUUCAGAUAGAAACGGUGCGACGGCAGAUUAAAGAGCUGAAGGAGGAGGUGGUGUACUACGAUGUGUGCGAGGAUCCCGAGGAGCUGCAGAGCUUGGUCACACACACGGGUGUUCAGCAAACCGACCCUCCGGCUGUCAGUCAGCUCAAAAGACGCCUGCAGACCUUGGAGAUCAAGAGAGGCAACAUCUGUGUCCGACGAGCUUAUCUCCGCAACAAAAAGGAUCAGUGUGUGGAGGCCAACGAGCAGAAGCAGCUUCCCGCCAAGCAGAGCUUCAUGCUCUUCAACCAGCACCAUCAGGUCCACCUGAAACGAGAGAAGAGGAAGGAGGACGAUCAGAGGAGGAAACAGUGGGUGGACCAGGAGCGAGAGAAGACUCUGAGCAGAUUACGAUCCUUCAGAGAGAGGCGACCGGGCCAGUUCAUCCUGAAGACUCCUCAGUCCUGGAUGUCUCCUUCAGAAGUGCCGUGUCCCUCCCAGCCACUGUCCAUCAUCAGCCUCGGCCCCCCCGAAGGCCCCCCCUCCGUCCGCUCUGCACCCAGACGCAAUAAAACAGCCAAGAAACAGCAGCCUAAAGACAUCCCUGUCCAAAUCUACUCUGCACCGCCACCCCCAACAACAACCUGCCCUACAGCACCUCCUCCUCCCCCUCCCCCACCACCCCCUCCACGUCCCCCACCACUGCCCCCUGGCAUGCCUUCCCCACCUGUCCAAGCGUUGCCUUCCUCCAAAGACACACCGAUGCCUCUCAGCGAAAAAGAGGACCCUCCUUUUCCAGCCAAGAACAUGCUCAAACAAAAUAUAGGAACAAUGGAUGAAGUGUUGGCCUCAUUGCAACAUGGACAGAGUCGGCUUCGAAAGGCCCCCGCUCCCAGGACAGCGCCCCCUGCUGGGGAUACGAGGAGCACUCUGAUGUCUGCCAUCCGACACGGAGUCACCCUGAAGAAGAUGGUUCCUACGCUUGGAGAAGUCCCGAGCAGCGGAAACAACGAUCUGGAGCGCAGCAUCAAAGCCGCCAUGAUGAGGAUGAAGAAGGUGGCGGCGGAUUCUGACGAGGACGACGAGACGCACAGUGCAGACUGGGACAGCUGAGAAAAAAAACACACACACACACACCGAUGAAGCUGUCCUCUUCCAUUACCCCCGCUCUGUUUUCUUCACGGUUCUGAGCUAUGGCUUACGUUGCUGCCAAAUGUUCACCGAAAAGACACGGCUGGGAUUACGCCUCUUCUCGCGUAAACAUUGCAGUUUUCAAAAUAGCCCUGAGACGUUGUAAUACAUCCAAAUCCAACCAACCGGCUCCACUGGGCGAAUGAGGCAUUGCGCUCCAACGCUCAUGAAGAAGAAAAGUCGAGCAGUAGUGCUGUAGUACAGCGUGUAAAUGAUUACAUUUCUUCCAACUGGCCAUUUAAAGGCCUUUUGUGAGACUGUCACACAGCACGGGACGCCUGAGAGACGACCACGCUGCACUACUCCACUGUCACGAAUACUCAUUUUCCCCACAUUGCCUAAACUCGGCUGACUUCCGUUAUUUUGAAUGUAAUGAAAUCCGAUUUCUUUUUUUAAUUUACUUGACUUUACCCCAAGAAGGGCUACAGCACACUGAGUUUUGGCAUUCUUUGCAUUUUAUUACGAGACAAAGAGAAGAGUUGUGUCCUGAAGUGCAGCAGUGUUAAUUAUUUGCAGCCCACAUGUUUAAAGUCUACGUCACUGUUUGUAUUACAGGUUUGAUGCACUGUCCUCCUAUCCCUGUUUUUCUCUUUGUGUCGGAAGUGUGUGAAUGUGUUUCCAGUGCAAUUUAUAGGUCAUCUGUUGUUUCUUCCUCUGUGGUGCCAUGACAAAUGAAGUGGCAAGUUAAUUAAGAAAACUAGAUUCAUUUUUGUUUUGUGUGACACGGAGCACUUACCUGAAAAGACAAGGCUAUAAUGUAUUAUGUACACGAAAAUACAAUACUGUAUUCCCAACAGCAUUAAACGGUUGGCAGAAGAAAGGAUUCAUUGCUCAAAGAUAUGAAACUUGAUCCGGUGUGUUGCAGACGAGCUGAUGAUGGCAGCGGCUGAAACACACUUCAGCUGCUGUGUUUUAAUAAUAAAUGAAGACAUGUUGGUUCAUAAACACGGUUUGCUGACGAUUUCUCUCUGUUGGGCCGGAGAUCUUUUCUUGUGGAUUGCCCGUGGUGUUCCCCGAUCGCCACGGGUUCUCUGUACCUUUAAAUAAGUCACACAGCAUCUCAAGAGGUGUCUCAUUAACCUGUGAGAGCGCUCUGGCAGAUUCGUCACCCACCUGAUGAUGACGAUGAUGAUGAUGAAUCAUAAAUGUGCGUGUGAGUGAGAGAUUUAUCGGUAUCCUCCAGGUGAUCUGGGGGAAAUACGAGUCAUGCACCUUGGGGAGGACACACACACGUCAGGCAUUAUACGAAACCAGACGACACAGAGCGUCAACAUGAAAUUCCGCAGCCUGUUACUAUGGCAACAGGAAGUCUCAGUGAUAGUGGCCUGCCGUUCUCUCUCUCUCUCUCUCUCUCACAGUCUCUUAAUGAUGUUUCACCAACUCGCCCACUCAUCGCCGGUCACACAAUGAGCCUCGCUGAGAGAGUUCGACACAGCCAUGAACAGCAGAGAUGCUGCUGUUGCUGCAUCACCGCUGCAUCAGAGUUUAUCUUCUUUCACUUAUUUUUCAUUUAAUUAAUUCAUAAUUUAGUCUAUAAAAAGUCAGAAAAGUGAAAAUAGCCACAGCUCUGUGAGGAUGUACAUAGCCCAAGUGGUGCUUUAAGCGGAAUACUAAAGUCAGCAUGCUCACAAUGACAAUGUACCAUGUUAACUAUCCUAGUUUAGCAUGUCGGCCUGCCGACACCUGCUGAUUAGCACUAAACACAAAGUACAGCUGGUGCUCAUGGGAAUGUUAUUAGUUUUGGAGAUAAAAAUGACAGGACAGAUUUAAAAACUUUGACCUGCUGCUGGCUUAAGAGGAAAUGUCAUCACCAAAGUCAUCACGAUGCGUCCUCUGGGGAACAUGAAUGUUUGUACAAAAUUGAAUGGCAAUCCAUCCAAUAGUUGAGAUAUUGAAGUCUGGACCAAAGUGAUGGAGCAACAGACAUUGCCAUCCCUAGGGCUAAGUCCUAAAAGUGACAACAUCCAGAGCCUGCAGUAACAUUUUUUUGUUUUGUCCAAAUUUAAAUAUCCCCUAAAGGCAUUUACAGUUUUGUCCAUAAAAUGUCACGGCAUAGUGAAAAAAUGCUGAUCACAAUUACCCAUAGUGACGUUCUCACGUUGCGUCUUCUUUUUCAAUAAACAGUCUUAAACCUAAAGAUAUUUAGUUUACUUUCAUGUAAGACGGAAACAGAAAAUAAAGUUUGCACUCCGUUUCAAAAGUAACUAAAUGAUUCAUUUGAUCAUCAAAACAGUCGAUUCAUCGAUUAACAAGAAAGGAAUCUAGCGCGCAGUGUUUCAGCUCACAGGAUGAGAAGCUUCUCAGAAUGAUGAAGCAUUUUUCUUUUUACAUUUAAAUUGUUUGAAUUGAUUAGUAGUGAAAAUUUAUAGUUGGCUGCAGUCCUACAACAGUUAAUUUUCCAUCAAUUGAUUGGUUGAUCAUUUCAGCCCUAAAUGGGUGCUGACUCUGCAUAUCAAGUCUUCCAGCCAGCUGAUCUCUGAAGGGAAAAAACAAAACAAAUCAGUUUCUUAGAAAAUCAACAUCCAAGAGUCUGGCUGACAAAGAGGACCGACUGUCUUGUGUAAUUAAAAGAUGAAUUGUUGGACGGUUGCAUCGGAUCUAUACUUCUCAUUGUCAAUCAUUCAAACUGUUAAAACAACAAAACAGGAGGGAGUGGGAUUAAGUUGCCACAGCAACAUGUCCCCUGAUCCACCCCUGCAGUUACUUCCUCAGGGCUGCGAUGAUGUUGGAGUUGAAGGUAUUUUCCAUCCCUCAAACAAGCUCAUGUCUGUUGCUUUAUUUGUUCUGAUCUCUAAAACAUGAUACGCGUCACUGACUGAAUAAAUCCCACUUCUUUUGCUGUGGUUAUGUGCGUCUGUGUUAGGAUUACAGCUAUAUUUAGUGCUAUGUAAAUCAACAUCAGAGACGAAGACGUGCGGUGGCGGAGCGUCUGUACUCGAGCCUCGAUGGGACGCAGCUCUGGCGCUGUAGGUUCAUUCCACCUCCUCCUCCGAGCUUCUCAUCCAGGAAAGAAUGCCUCCAGAC